Molecule: messenger RNA, 1931 nt
Organism: Cuscuta campestris
Lineage: Eukaryota; Viridiplantae; Streptophyta; Magnoliopsida; Solanales; Convolvulaceae
Source: the annotation of a GenBank genome assembly
AUAUAAUAUAAUAAACCGGAGGAAGAAGCGGAACCGGGAAAUUCGCCCGGGAUCAACCCAGAAAGAUGGACAAGGACGCCGCCGCCGUUGACUCCAAUUCUGAUCUGAUUUUGCAUCUCGCCAUUGAUAUUGGAGGUUCUCUCAUUAAGUUGGUGUGCUUCUCAAAUAACAGUAGCUUCUCUUUAGAUGAUGAUGGAAUGAGGUUAACAAAGGAAAAGAAAGUCUCAAAUGGCGAUGUGAAUUACCAUUUUCUACAGGGCAGUCUCCAGUUUGUGAAGUUUGAAACCAUCAAGAUCGAUGAUUGUAUAAAAUUCCUCGCAUCAAAGAAAAUUAAUAUCAGUGGUAUGCGCUUUUGGGGGAUAUGUUUUCUAUUUCAAACGUGUAAAGCAUGUAUCUACCCUUUUGGGUAGAGGUAAGGUCCGCAUACACAUACGGCUUUGAGGGAUUUAUGGGUUGUUUUAUUUGUUGUAUUCUCUCUCUUUCUCUUCCCUAAUGAGAUUGAUUAUGUAUAGUCAUAGAUGUUCUUUUCGGGUCAAGUGAGUUUAGUAUUUAAAGAUUAAGGCAAUUACAGGUGGUAGAUGUUUGGAGGCUCAUACCCCACACCAGAACGUCACGAUUAAGGCCACAGGUGGCGGUGCAUUCAAGUUUGCUAAUUUAUUCAAAGAAAAGCUUGGAAUCACUCUCGACAAGGUUGAUGAGAUGGAUUGCCUUGUUGCUGGAGCAAAUUUUCUGCUCAAGGCAGUCCAGCAUGAAGCUUUUACACACAUCAACGGUCAGAAAGAGUAUGUGCAGAUAGAUCAAAAAGAUUUAUACCCUUAUUUGCUCGUAAAUAUUGGAUCUGGUGUUAGCAUGAUAAAGGUGGAACGGGACAACAAGUUUGAGCGAGUUAGUGGGACAAGUGUUGGAGGUGGCACCUUUUGGGGCUUGGGGAAGCUUUUGACCAAGUGCAAGAGUUUUGAUGAGUUACUUGAGUUGAGUCACAAAGGAAAUAACAAGGUUGUAGACAUGCUUGUUGGAGACAUUUAUGGAACGGAUUAUUCAAAGAUUGGACUGGCAUCAACUGCCAUUGCUUCUAGCUUUGGGAAGGCAAUCUCACAAAACAAAGAGCUGAAUGAUUACAGACCUGAAGAUAUUUCCCGAUCAUUGUUACGGAUGAUCUCCAAUAAUAUUGCACAGAUUGCUUACUUGAACGCAUUGCGUUUUGGGCUCAAGCGGAUAUUUUUCGGAGGGUUUUUUAUACGGGGACAUGCUUACACAAUGGACACAAUUUCCGAGGGCGUUGAGUUUUGGUCAAAGGGUGAGGCGAAGGCCUUGUUUUUGAGGCACGAAGGAUUUCUUGGUGCCUUAGGGGCUCUAAUGAACAGAGAUGAUCUCACCACCGACUUGCUAUCCCAUCGGUUUACACAACAAGGCACCGAAGAUUUAUUUCGCAGCUCAACACCUUUCAGUGUUCAAUGAGUAAUGAAUCCAAAUGCAGGCUGCAGGUAGACUAGUGCGAACCAUACAAAUAAAAACCAGUCUUUUACCAAUCUUGGAUCCAUCAAAGAUAGGAAGGUAAAGGUUUACUUCAUUGUAAUGUAAUGGGUUUUUGUAAAGGACCAUGUUAGGGUCAUUUCACCUCUCACCUCGUCUUUUAUCGCACCUUCUCACCGACAGACACUAACAGACAUAUGUUACUGUUUAUUGUCUAUGAGAAAGUUGGAGUGAAAAGGUGAAGUGAGAGUUGGGAACUUUGGCAUUGUCCUAAUUGUAAAUGCGGCAUGAAUAUUUCGCUCAAAAACUGUAUUUGUAAUACAUUUUGUACUAUCCACUGCCCUAAAAUUGUGGGAAAAGUACAAGGUUGAUGAAAUAUCCUUCUUUAAAGUGGGUCAAUAUGUGGUGAGGUUCCAAACAGAGGAAUAUAGAGAUGCAACUAAAGGAUCUCUGAUCUU